ACUUCCGGGGGAGCGGCGCGGCGGCGCGGGAGAAGUCAAAUCCUUCCUGGGAGGAUGAAGAUCUGCCAGCUCUGAGGAUUCUGGCUGGGAAGAAAAAGAGCCUCAAGCUUUGAAGGCCAUUCCCAUGGUAGACAGAGCUGAUGUGAAAAGUGGCCAUCCUGUUGCCCCAGGCACAUGACCUUCUGAAGUGACCAGGCUGAAAGGGAAGCAAUACUCGUGUGAUCUCUCACCCCGUCACUCAGGGUGGCGCAAUCACGACUCAUUGGCUCACUGCAGCCUAGACCUCCCAGCUGGAGCAAUUCUCCUGCCUCAGCCUUCUGAGUAGCUGGGACUACAGUUGGUUCUAAAGAGUGGUGAGUCAGAAGAGACGUCAGGCAGCAAGCGACUUGGGCCAUGGCCUCUGACCUAGACUUCUCACCUCCGGAGGUGCCCGAGCCCACUUUCCUGGAGAACCUGCUACGGUACGGACUCUUCCUGGGAGCCAUCUUCCAGCUCAUCUGUGUGCUGGCCAUCAUCGUACCCAUUCCCAAGUCCCACGAGGCGGAGUUCCAUGUAGAGGCCUGAUUCCAUUCCAGUCAGGUUAUUGGGUACGAAUACCUCAGAGCUGGUGCUAUGUACUCCCUACUGUGUGGCAUCAACAAGCAGGUGGUGUCUGGCUGCUGCACAUUUAGAGAUUCUUGGAUUGAUCGGUGGGUUUAGGUGGUAUCAGCUGAUCCCUCCAUUAUAAAAAUCCGGUCAGUCUUUCACCUAAGCGGUUUUAGCAUCCAUUGAUGGUCGUUGCUUAGAUCCAUUAUUUCCUUCUGCAUCUGUUAGCUGGAAUUCUUUAACAAAGACCUUUUCCUUAUCACUUGUAUGAUUACUCUGAAUUGCUCUUCAUAAUGAAAAGCAGGAAAAAUGCUUGGUUCUUUCCCUUUAUUUAUCAAUUUUCAAAGUUGUGAGUUCAGACUCUAGCAACUUCCAAUGAUGACCAAUGAAGCUUUGGUUUUCAUAGCAUUCUGAACAUAUUUUUAAUAUAUUUAAUAUGUUUUAGUUUUUUUUUUUUGAGGGCACUUAUCUGCCAUUAAUUUGUUUUUUAUGUUCAGUGGGAGCCCCUUUAAGUUGAUGUCUUUGUUCUUUGUCAUACUUCAUUAGUCUUUGAUAGCUUCCUUGCUUCAUGGUUCAAUAAGAUGUCACAGGCUCUUUUUUGUGUGUGUGCGAGACAGGGUCUUGUCUGUUGCCCAGGCUGGAGUGCAGUGGCACAAUCACAGCUCACUGCAAUCUCUGUCUCCCAAGUUCAAGCAAUUCUCCUGCUUCAGCCUCCCAAGUAGCUGGGACUACAGGUGUGCCACCAUGGCUGGCUAAUUUUUGUAUUUUUAGUAGAGACACGGUUUUGCCAUGUUGCCCAGGCUGGUCACAAACUCUUGGGCUCAAGCCAUCCACUUGCCUUGAGCUCCCAAAGUGCUGGAAUUAUAGGCAUGAGCCACUGCGCCUGGCCCCAGGCUCAUUUUGUACAUUUCCUGCCCCAGUCUUGGAAUCAGUCAUUUCUCUAAAAUGCUCUGGUUCUUUUUAGCUAGAAAAUAGUAUCUAGAGGCUACAGUUGGGACAUUAGAAGUUUUCAGUGCUACUGAGCUGUGAUUGCAUCUAGGCCUUUCAAUAAACAGAAAUAGAAAAUAAACAUUUUUUAAGAAAUGAAAAAGUUGUGAGUUCAUACUGGUAUUUCCAAUUCAAAUGUAAGGUGAUAGUGUUUCUAUUUAUUUGAUUUUAUACUAGUGUCUUGUAACUCUUUAUCUUAUGCUGGAAAUCUUGUUCUCAAUAACAUUAACAAAAUGAUGUAUCUGCUAGAUCCUACUGAAUCUGAGGUCCCCAGGACCACCCCAGGUUCAGUGAUGCACUAGGACUCUCAGCUGUGGCAGUGAAAGGAUACCAGGUAUGGCGGCACAGGGAAAAGGUACAUGGGGCAGAGACUGGAGGAAACAGGCGCAGGCGUCUGAGUGCUCUCCCAUUGGAUACCCACAGGAAGGAUUUGUGGCAAUGUGUGUGAAGUGUUAUCUAGCAGGGAAGUGAGUUAGAGACUCAGUGCCCACAUCUCUUACUGAGGACUGGUUACAGAAGCACCCUUGGCCUAGCAUGUACCAAAAUUCCAGACUUCCAGAAAGCAAGCAGGUGUUCAGCAUGAACCUUAUUGUUUACACAGUAUAGGCGUGGUGAGCCACUCUUAUCAUUUCUGGGAAUUGUGAGAACCACCUGGAAUCCAAGUUCCCAGAUGCCAGUCAAGGGCCAACCUUGCAAGCAUGCUUCUCUAAGAUUAGCAAUUUAUAUUAACUUUAUUCUGCUCAUCUACAAUAUACCAGUUACACUUUUAAAAUAACUAUAUUUUUUACUACUAAGACUCAGAAUGAAAUUUAAGACUUCUUUGUGAUUCUUUUUUGGCCUUAAAAUAUGUCUUUGUGGAGAUACAAGGUCAAAAUGUUGUGUUUAGUAACUAUUUUUCUCUGUGUAGGUCUCCCAUCAUGAGAUAUAGUUUGGUUAAUUUGCUUCAAUCUGUUUUUAAUUUUUAGAGAUUUUUAAAAUUUUGAUUUAAUUUGUUGUUUUAAUUAUAUAAAACAUUUAUAUACAAUAUUUCUCAAAGUCAAAACUAUAUAACAAGGUACAUUUACAGAAGUUUCCUUUAAUCUCAUUCUCCUCCACCCUAUUCCCUUCCUUCCCACAUAGUUAACAGUUGUUAUUAGUUUAUCUUUCCUUUGUUUCUUUUUGAAAACAGUAACAAAUGCAUAUAUAUGUGUAUGGUGUGUACAUAUAUAUUUAUAUUCCCCCCUUCAUUAAAUAAAAGAUAGCAUACUAUUAAA
This is a messenger RNA of Homo sapiens (human), 2825 nucleotides long. It is a transcript of the gene MANBAL, whose product is annotated as mannosidase beta like. Gene Ontology annotation, cellular component: membrane. The transcript has 5 exons. The record is from RefSeq and is marked validated. NCBI's taxonomy places the organism in Eukaryota, Metazoa, Chordata, Mammalia, Primates, Hominidae. Bases 394 to 564 code for a protein of 56 amino acids.